Molecule: messenger RNA, 1030 nt
Organism: Coregonus sp. 'balchen'
Lineage: Eukaryota; Metazoa; Chordata; Actinopteri; Salmoniformes; Salmonidae
Source: the annotation of a GenBank genome assembly
GCUGACUACAGCUCUCAACAGCCAGCCUCCUCUAAGAUGGACUCAGUGCAGGGCCAAGUCAAUGAAGUUAAAGUUAUACUCAAAGACAACAUCAACAAAGUACUGGAGAGGGGAGAGAGGUUAGAUGACUUGGUUGACAAGACACAUGACCUACAAGCAACCGUAAGUAUUAUAAGAGAAAGACAAGUGUUUUUUAAUCCUUUAUCCUGGUGUUGUGAUAAGUGGUGGUUCCUCUAGUCUAGAGAAAGGCAUUGAACAGCCAAUAUGCUUCUGGUUUGCCUGUCUGUUUCUGCUUAAACUUGCUUGAAACCCAAUUAUAUUUAACUUAACCUUCCAUAAAUCCUCAAAUUUUCAGGCAGACUCCUUUCAGAGGACGUCCACGCGGGUAGCCCGGAAGUACUGGUGGAAGAACGCCAAGAUGAUGAUCAUCAUUGGAGUGAUAGUUCUGAUCAUCCUCAUCCUCAUCAUCCUGUUUGCUACAGGUGUCAUCCCCAGUUAAAUCGUCUCACAGACUCUUACAGUACUACAUUAUCGCUAAAAGUAAUAGGAUGAACCACGAUCACCAACAGUCAUGUUUUGAAUUUGAUGAAACUGAGGUUUCAUUUUGGUCUUCUCCCCAAGGCUCAAGGUGGAUUGUGUAUAGUAACGUGACGAAAUAUAACAUUUCACAUUGACUUCUGUAAAUAAGCAUCCUGGAAUUUGUUUAUGAUUAUAUCAAUCUGUUAAUUUGAUGUUUAAUAACAUACAUUUCAUAAUUUUUGUAAAUGUUUCACCACUAACAUUACAGGUAAGGGGCCUCUUCCCACAGCAUUAGGGUGCAUUUAAUUCCUUAAAUUGAAUUCCUUACAUUUGUGCUUAAAGAGGCAAUCUGCAGUUGCUACAUCAAUUUUCAGAUUUAUAAAUUAAUGAUAUGUACCCAUUGAUUCUUGAAGAAAUAUAACGUAUAAAUGCCUCAUGAUCUUAGUUCCACUGUGGUACCCCAUCAGAACCCAAAAUAUAAGCUUGUUUUACUCCAAUGUUUGUAAACAAA